UUUUGAACGAGACGCGGUCGUGAAGCUACACGGGCAAUCGAAACAAGAUGGGACGACUCGCGUGCGGAGCUCAUCUGCAAGGUGGCUCAGCAAGUUGAAAACGUCUGUGCGAAAACGCCUGUGCGAGAAGGCUGUUGAUAUGAGGAGGGGAGGGAGGAGAUACCACAUAUGGGCGCUGACGACUGAAUGCCGUCAAGUAUCAGCUGCUACGGGGAAUUCAAAGCAUGCACCAUCCUGGGAGGAGACAUAAGGAGGAUAGAGGAGGGAAUAGGAGGGAGACCAGAGAGCCACCAGCUCCUAAAUGAAAGACCGAGGUGCCUGGAAGGCUACCUCAGCUGCAGGUCGGUCCGACAGUCCGACACACCCGCGAGCCAAUUGCAACACACAUGCCGAGAGGCCCGCUGACCGUUCCCUGCUGCACGGCUAGCAGGGGUCAUGGCAGCAGCAGCUUAGAUAGAAGAAGGAUGACGACCUUGAUGCAGGCUAAAGGGAUACAUCAACAUAGAUGCCCGUCAGGGUAAACAGAUAGAAAUUAGAAGCUUCUCGCAAAUGGACGCCACCUAAAGCGCUCAGUCUGGCAGCCUGACGCGCCAGCGAGAAGCUCAGAGAAAAUCGGCCGACCCCCAGGGUCUCCCGCGUGUGGCAGAAUCUGAGAAAAAGAAGGAGAGUGAGAGGGAGAGACCGCGUGAGGUAUGGAGACACAGCUCUGCGAGGCAGCCGCGACGUGCGCACAGACAGUUCCUGCUCCUGUCCUGCCCUGGCUGCCGCACAGCUCUGGAGCCGGGCCGAGGAGCAGGAGGCAGGGCGGGUGGGGAAACCGACUGCGCCUGCCUGGCGCGCUGCGUCUUCCCCGGGUGCGCCGCAUCCCGAGGGCGCAGCGCGCAACCACACGCUGGCCAAAUGCCCAGGCAGACGUGGUUCAGAGAUCGGGCGGGCGGCCCUGCAGCAUCAGAACGCACGACGCGGUGCCCCAACGCAGAGGAUCUGCGGCGGAGCAGCAGCGGUUUGCUCGAGGCAGGCCCCUCGGCCUCGCGGCGGGCUUCGACGAUGCCACGGCAUCGCCGACCCCAUCUACGUAAGGGACCAGAGAGGAGCUGACCCAGACCCCAACGCCA
Messenger RNA from Prorocentrum cordatum, 1115 nucleotides. NCBI's taxonomy places the organism in Eukaryota, Dinophyceae, Prorocentrales, Prorocentraceae. The record is from the annotation of a GenBank genome assembly.